This is a messenger RNA of Condylostylus longicornis, 1307 nucleotides long. RefSeq lists its product as uncharacterized. Lineage: Eukaryota; Metazoa; Arthropoda; Insecta; Diptera; Dolichopodidae. Bases 44 to 940 code for a protein of 298 amino acids. The record is from RefSeq and is a predicted model, not a curated record. The transcript has 6 exons.
UAUAAAUAACGAUAUCAUAAUAGAAAAAAAAAUUUAAUUGAGAAUGGAUAAAAUUAUAAUAGGAUUGAUUCAAUUAUUCAUAUUUUGUUUAUUAUAUGAUUUACGUUUAAUUAAAGCACUAUCAUUAACAAAUUUAACAGUACCACGUGUUGCAGAUUAUCGAACCAUAGCAAAAUUAUCAUGUACAUAUGAAAUGGGAAAACAUAAACUAAAUUCUGUAAAAUUUUAUAAAGAUGGAUUGGAAUUUUUUAGAUAUUCACCGAUGACACAACGUUCAAUAAUGACAUUUGAAGUGGCUGGUGUAAGAAUUGGUAGCACAGAUUAUUUUUGUAAUCAAUUUAUAUGCAAUGUUGAAUUAAAACAUUUAACACGUGACUCAUCUGGAGCAUAUCGUUGUGAAGUAUCUGGUGAUGCACCUGAAUUUAAAUUAGUUGGUCAACAAGCAAAUAUGACUGUUGGAGUUUUUCCACAGUAUAGUCCUACAAUUAGUAAUAUUGGUAGAUUUUAUCGAUUUGGUGAACAAAUAUCAGCAAAUUGUACAACAGAUUGGUCAUCACCUGGUGCCACAUUAACAUGGUUUAUAAAUGAUGAACAGGCACCACAGGAAUUUCUUCAACAACAGCAUGAAAUAUCAAGUAAUAAUGAUGGUUUUACAGUUUAUUCAAGAAGUCUUGAAAUUCGAUUUUAUAUUGAUAAUUUAAAUUAUAUUUUACCAAAUGGUAAAUUACAUUUACGUUGUAUAUCUGAUAUAAUGAGAGUUCCAGCAUUACGUAGAGAAGUAAUUGUUAAAACAUCUAUACUAUCAAAAAAUGAUUUAAAUAAUGAAAAAUUAGUGAAUGGUAAAGAUUGUGGAAAUGACCUAAUAUCAAGAACAUUCUUCAAAAAUAUUUUAAUUUUAUUAUCAAUAUCAAUACAAAUUAUUAAUUUUAAUACAAGAUAGUUAUUUUAAAAAAUAUAUAUAUAUAUAUAUAUAUAUAUAUUCUUAUAUAAUAUAUUUUAAUAUUAAUAAUUGUAUAAUAAAUAAAAUUAACAAAAUAAUAAAAUAUCAAAAAAAAUAUGAAAUAGAAAUUAUUAAAUAUAUAGAAAAACACAUAAAAAGGAAGAUAUCAAAAUGAAAAGAAGAAAAUAAAAUUAAAAUCAUGGCUGUAGUCGUAAUAAGUGAAAACAUGACAGAUUUAUAAAAUAACUAAGUUAUAUAAUUAUACAUAUAUAUAUAUUAUAUAAAAAAACACAAAAUGUAUAUUUCUAUACUUAAAUAAUUAAUAUAUAAGUUUAAAAUUAUUAAUAUAUAAUUAUAUAAUAGUAAU